AUUAUUCUGACAACAUUUAAUGUAGUACAAUUUAUAUGGCUGAUUUUCAAGAACAGCUGAAACAAUAUCGCCUAAAGAAGCGAAGGAAAGAAACGCUUGAAAGCAUAAAAGACAAAUUUCACAGAUUCUGGAUGUUUGGCACAGGCUCUAGUAAUGACACUAAAAUCGAUUUGCAACAGGUACCGUCCACGUAUCCUUCAAGCAACAACUCCGAAUUGUUUGAGGAAAACUCGCACGAUGAAUCUCUGUCCUCCAGUGCAAACGAAUUGGUGGAAGAAAGGAACACUGUUCCCAAAACCCAAAACCAUACAGAGGGAAACGUACUGAAGUAUACUCUUUGGACUGUAUAUCUUCUUUUUUGGAUAACUCUGUACGUAAUAGCGAUUGAACUGAAGUUUGGAUUGGUUUAUCUGAUGUUUUCUGCACUGUUUGGUAUUUACUUUAAUACGCGAACGGGCCCCAAAAAGCAAAAUGAAAUUAGCGCAUACAGCGUUUUUAACAAGAAUUUUGAGAGUAUAGAUGGUACACUAAAGGCAGAACAAUUCGAACGUGAAAUUCGAUACGGCUCAGGAAGUGUUAAAUAAAUGUAUAUUUGUAUAUGGAGCUUGAGCUUUGAAGAUCCACAUUAAAAUAGUAUUCCAAAAUAUGAUAUAAUUUUCAUAAAACCGAUGUUAAAAUUCUACAUGUCCUCUGAAUGUUACAACUUCAUACAAAUGUAAGGGAGCUUACUAGGACGCGCAGAUGUUUAAAGAGUCUACAAGAUGGACCUUUGAAGUUAGACAUUCAAUAAAUCGAUAUAUUUUGAGCAUUCCGUAAUGCUAGAAUGAUCCUAACACAAAAUAAA
Messenger RNA from Drosophila guanche, 844 nucleotides. RefSeq names its product SAYSvFN domain-containing protein 1 (gene Saysd1). The record is from RefSeq and is a predicted model, not a curated record. The coding region runs from base 36 to 584 and encodes 182 amino acids. The transcript is spliced from 2 exons. Lineage: Eukaryota; Metazoa; Arthropoda; Insecta; Diptera; Drosophilidae.